This is a messenger RNA of Protopolystoma xenopodis, 528 nucleotides long. The record is from the annotation of a GenBank genome assembly. Lineage: Eukaryota; Metazoa; Platyhelminthes; Monogenea; Polystomatidea; Polystomatidae.
GAGCCCCAAUCUUCAUCUAUACUAUCGAUCACAGAAUCAGCCCAGGUAAAUGAGGUAUCCGGAUUUGAUGGCGUCUUGAAUCUGAUUAAUCAGUCUGGAUUGAAUUCAGGAUCAGCCUCCUUAGAUUCAGAAGAUUCUUUUGAAUUGAAGAGCAACAAAAGCUCGGAUUCUGAAACGUAUUCUGUCUGCAGCAGAACCACUGAUAACACUGAUGGCUGUGCUCACGCUAGUCCUAGUAGCGGCCCCCUAAAUGCAGAUACCGGUAGUUCAGAUGAAGGAGUACCAACUUCCAGAGAGCUUGGAUCAGAGAGGACCUUCGGUCUUCCAGUUGUGCGGAUACCUGAGACCAUUGAUUUGCACUUGAGCAUUCUCCUUAAGUUGCAGCAACUGGCUGAUCAACACCUCCCUCAGUUAUCAGAGCAACUGGAUCGGCUUGUUUGUCUCCAGACUUUGAUGCGCAAAGUGAGCUACCUUAGGAUGGUUAAUGUCAAUAUUGUCGUCACUUUGAUCUUCACUAAAAUCAUUUAG